Molecule: messenger RNA, 6138 nt
Organism: Ylistrum balloti
Lineage: Eukaryota; Metazoa; Mollusca; Bivalvia; Pectinida; Pectinidae
Exons: 9
Coding region: 1-6138 (2045 amino acids)
Biological process (GO): carbohydrate metabolic process; chitin catabolic process
Cellular component (GO): extracellular region
Molecular function (GO): chitin binding; chitinase activity
Source: RefSeq, a predicted model, not a curated record
AUGGAACUGAAAUCCGUUUUAACAGUGACACUUUAUUUGAUAUACUCUGCGUGUGCAGAUCGCGUGACAUAUAAAAAGGUUUGCUAUUAUACCAACUGGUCCCAGUACCGUCCUGACGUCGGCAAGUUCCUUCCCAAUGAUAUAGACCCCUUCCUUUGUACGCACGUCAUCUUUGCCUUUGCAAAGCUCGUCGGGAACCGUAUUGUGGCGCGAGAGUGGAAUGAUGAAACGGUUCCGUGGAAGAAAGGCUUAUAUGAACACGUGACAGACCUGAAGAAAAUUAAUCCCAAGUUGAAGGUUUUACUUUCGGUGGGAGGAUGGAAUGCCGGUGGAAAACCUUUCUCUGAUUUGGCAGCAACCGCAGCGGGAAGAAAGGAAUUUGCGACAACUUCUGUUACUUUUCUACGAAAAAGACAUUUUGAUGGACUCGAUAUCGACUGGGAAUUCCCUGGUAGUAAUGGCGGUGCUCCAAGUGAUAAAGAAAACCUCUCUCUUCUUCUCAAGGAAGUCAGCACUGUGUUUGAAAAGGAGGAGAGGGCAGCAGUACGAGAUAGACUUUUGCUGUCUAUUGCAGUUCCGGCUAGCCAGGACAAGAUCGACCAAGGUUACAAAGUGCCUGAUGUGUCACUGUAUUGUGAUAUGAUCAAUGUGAUGACAUACAACUAUCACGGAAUGUGGGACAAAUCUACCGGCCAUCACAGCGCCCUGUUCAAACGAAAAGUCGACACCACUGAGUACCAGUCCAAACUCAAUGUUGCAUGGACGAUGAACUAUUGGAUACGCAUGGGUGCUCAAGCCAACAAACUCAUCCUCGGGUUUCCACAGUUCGGUCGAGGAUUUACACUGACUGAUUCCAACAAGAAAGCAGUCGGGGAUGGUGUUAGUGGCGGGAGUGUCAGUGGCACGUUUACAAAAGAAGCGGGCUUCCUGGCCUACUACGAGAUUUGCAAGAUGUUGAAAUCUGGAGCGGCAGUAACUUGGGAUGAUGUACAGAAAGUUCCACAUCUGGUGCUUGGUGAUCAGUGGAUUGGUUUCGACAACGAGCGCAGUAUCAGAGAAAAGGUGAAAUGGUUCAAGAACUAUAAGUUUGGCGGAAUUAUGGUAUGGGCGCUUCCACUCGAUGAUUUCAGGGGAGACCAGUGCAGCGAAGGGAGAACAUACCCUAUCCUUCGCAAUAUAAUCGACGAGCUCAACCGACCUGACACUGCUCCGGGCAUAGCAAACCGUGACAGCUCGGACCCUAUACAAUCUGAUGGCCUCACACCAACUUCAUCAAACAAAAUCAUCUCGGACACCAUACCGUUUGAUAGCUUCCCUGUGGGUUCGUCAUAUCGAGUCAACGAAACUAUGGUCAAUAUGGAUACAACACAAGAGGGACCACUCUUGCAAACGUCAUCGAGCAACGCGAAAAUUCUUCUGGAAAACGCUAAAGACCAGAGUGGCCAUGUGAGUAGUGCUAAGGACGGACGAAAUAAACCAGUAUCUGAAACGGGUAAAAGUGAAACGAAAAAGAAAAAAAACACAGAUAUCUAUGAUACAAAAAAGGAAAAAUUAAGUGAUGUUAUAAUAAAUCCAGAGAAAGCAGUGAUUACAAAGGUAAAAUCUAGCAAAGAAGAAAGAAAACAGCUAUUGAAAUCAAUUCCAGCGCAAGAACAGCCGUUGAUCGAAGCAAGUUCAAAUAAAAUUGAAAAUCGGUCACCAGACCUGAAAUCAGACGGAAAGGCACGAAGUGGCCUGUCAAUACUAGAAACAAGUGGUCAAGUGAAAAAUGGUGUUAGAAAAACAGCUACGGAUGGUGCACAAACUCCUGUUGUGACAGGUACUGUCCUAAGCGAUUCCUUAAAGCACAAAAUUCAAAGUCACGACAACAUUAUUGCAAAAGCAAACGUCCUAGAUGAGCUAAGUGCAUUUGAUAAUGGCACGGAGAAAUCUACAGAAAAGCAAACGAAGACAGUUAUCACGAAUUCGGGUGAAACAGUCCCGCUUUUAAAAACAGUCACACAAGCCAAUUCCACUCCUUCUAAGGACGAUAACAGGAAGAUUGUUGGUAAACAUAAUGAGAAAAGUGUAACAAACAAGAAGAAAAAAACUGAAAACAAAUCUGAAACAAAAGUGCAAGCAGGAACUGUUCCGGGUACACAUUUAAGCUCUGCCAUAAUUACAAAAGGAAAAACCACCAAGAAAAUAGGAACUUCUUCAUUCACAGGUGGGCCUCCCGUAUACAGUGCCCCUGAUUUGAGCGAUCUACAGUUAGCUGCCAGCCAUUCUGCGGCUAAACAACGGACAGACAAACAAAGAACCCUUGAUCAUCUUAAAGAUAAAAAUCCAAUCCUGCCUAUUAUUCAAUCAGAUACAUCUGCAGGGAAAGUCGAAAACAAUGCUGAACCUGAAAGCCCAUCUGUACCGCCUACAGCAAGUACAACAGUUGAAACCCCAUACAAGAAAACAAAACCGGGAAAAAACACAGCAGUAAAAAUGUCAAAAUCAACAAAACAAUCAACAGACAAGACAGACACCGCAACUGACAGUAAAACUCAGUCGGAAACGGGAAAGGAAAACGGGAAAAGCGAAAUAUCUAAAUUUACCUCCAGAAAAUUACUUCAAAUGACUGACACGAGUUUUCCAGGAAUGCCUGAGGAGAGGAAUGAAGGUGGACUUGGAGGGAUGAUAAAUUCCUUAUUUGGAAUGAUGUCAGGCUUCACACGAGGACAAAGACCACAGGAACGAAGGAGUGAUGUUUUCCCGAUAAGGUCUUCAGUAACUGAUGAUCCAUUUUCGUUCAAUACCGGACCGAACGAUAUCCGUGGCGAUAACCGCCUGGCUCGACAACGAUUUCGAAAUGGGAGGCAAGGACGCACAUCCACUUCCCGAGAUCGUCCAUCGGUUGCAAUCAACAAUAGGGAGAGUUCUGUUAAUACAAUAGAUCGUACAAUGAAUACUAGGGAUCGUUCCUUAUCUAGACGGGGAAGAGAAAGAUCUAUAGCUGUCGAUCGUGCAUCCAAUGUUCCAAGUAGAUCAAAUCAGUUCCCAAUCGAAACUCUUACUGACGUCAGUCCUCUUCCCACAACUGCAAACCCAUUUGAUUCCAUAGACCCACGAGAUCAGAGACUCCGUGGAGGAAGAUCCUCACUUUCCAGGGCUUCACGAACAUUGGGCAUUCAGGAACGAAUUAGGGGAACACCUCUAGAGGACACGCGAACACCUCGUGAAAGGGCACUUGAUGCAUUAAUUCUAUCUGAACAGUUACCAGACCCCGGUCCACUUAUUUCACAAAACACAAUACGUCCCAUGGGAAGAGAUCAGUUAAGAAAUGAAGCGGAACUUCUGCUUACACGAGAUCAGUUGGGCAUUAAUGACCCGAUUCAAAGAGAAAUACUUCAAGCACAAAUCAGGGAUCCGGCGUUGAUACGCUCCCGCGAACCUGGAUUAGUGGAAACAUUGCGACGGCGCAUGUCAGAUACAGGACGUUCCCGCGGGAAUCCAGGUGUAGCGACUAACAUUCAGACCACCGAAAGAGGACGUGGACGUUCCCAGUCUGAUACAAGACAAGCUAACGGCGGAAGGUUUCCAAAUUCAGAAGCAAGUAUGUUGUCAAGAAAUUCAAAUUCACGACGAAAUAUUGCCGUAGAUUCUUUCAAUAAUAGGAAUCGCAUUAUGGACAAUGCAAGAAGUGUUCAAAGACGCGUUUCUCGUCCAAGGACAGUUAUUGGACUUCAAGGAUCUGGAACAGACCGACAAAAUUCUGCUGACGGAACACAAAGAACAUCUUUAGGUACUCAAAGUUCAGGGGUAUCAACUGUUUUAGGCAAUGAUCGCCAACGCAUUGCGACUGGCACCCAGGGACCUGGAAGGGACCGUGGACGUAAUUCUUUAGGACGUCAAAAUGUUGCAUCAACCAGAAGAAGAACUACAAUAGGUAUCAAUGAUGCAGGAAAUGAGCGUCAGCGAGCAUCAAUUGGAAUUACCAAUGCAGGUACUGACCGCCAGAGAACGAAUGUAGCAGUGCAAAGUUCUGAUCGUCAGAGAACAACAGCUGGUGUACCUGGAACAAGAAAUAAUCGCCAGAGAACACCUAUCUCAGUUGAAAGCACAGGAACUGGAACCGAUCGUCGUCAAAGUGUAGGAACAAGUCAACGUGCAAUGAGAGGAGGUCAGGGUUUGGGAACCGACCGUCAACGAUCAGCAGUUGGCGUUCAAACCUCUGACCGUCAAAGGGCAGUGGCAAAUGGCCAAAGAGCCGGAAAUGACCGUCAAAGACCAUCAAUAGGAAUAGCUCCUCUAACAGGUCAAAACGGAAGAGUCAGUCGUCAACGGUCAGGAAUCGGAGUUCAGAGAUCAUCGAUGGACAGGCAAAGAGCAGCGAUUGGAGUCGCAAAUGAUCGUCAGAGAUCAGUAAUAGGUGUUCAACGUUUAGGUAACGAGAGACCACGAGCACCAGUGGGUGUUCAAGGUUCAGAAACGGAUCGCAAAAGAUCAACAAUAGGUGUUCAAAAUGGUGAACGACAAAGAACCGCGAUUGAAGUUCAACGCACUGGAAAUGAUCGUCAACGAUCAUCAGUAGCAGUUCAAGGUUCAACAAGCGACCGUCAAAUAACAGCUUUUGGCGUUCAAAAUAUUGAUCGCCAACGAACAUCAAUUGGUGUCCAACGUUCAGGUAAUGGACGUCAACGAACAUCUGUAGGAGUUCAAAGUUCGCUAUCAGAUCGUCAAAAACCUUCAAUAGGCAUCAAAAGUAUUGAUAGACAAAGAACAGCGAUCGGCGUUCAGCGUUCAGGAAAUGAUCGCCAAAGGACAUCAGUUGGUGUUCAAAGUGACAAAAGAACAGCUGCCGGAGUUCAACAAUCUGAUCGCCAACGACCAUCAAUUGGGGUUCAACGUCAAAGAACAAUUGAAAGUAAAGAUCAUCAACGAACGGUGGUCGGUAUUCAACGUUCUGGAAACGACCGUCAACAAACAACUAUAACAGGUCAAAGACCUGACAUUUCACUCCAACAAACAGCGGUUGGCGUUCAGGCACCUGGGAACAAUAGACAGCAGUCAGUGGUUAAUGAAGGAAGAACCACCACCAACAGUCGACGAAUUGUAGCUACAAAUUCAGAUAGUGGGAGAAUAACCGACCUCCAGCUACCUUCUAUCAUACAACAAAAUGAUGAAAUGAGGAAACGAGCUCAAAACACAAUAUUAAAUAGCAAAAGCAGUAGCCUAGCCGCAAUAUUAGGGAGUACAAGUCCAGAGUCUAAUCAAAUUGUUGCUGUUUCUGAAAGUAAUUGGAAAACAGGUCCUGAAAAAUCUGCUAUCUCAGGCAAUGGGGCCAAACCAGUUGCAUUAAUGAGCAACUCACAAAAACGUAAUGCAAUUGAAAACUCAAUAGAAGAACUGCUGGCUCAGAUAAGUGCACAACAACCUAAUAUAGCAAUAGACAAUGUAGGACCAACCGUUUCAUUAACUCCAACAGAACCACCUGUCGAUCCUUCAAUACAUCUUGUUACCUUAAACAAUAUUGAAAAUUCUUUCCUUAAUAGUUUGGGGCCUCCAAUACAAAUCUUGAAUGAAACAAAAGGACAGCCAUCCGUGAUACCUAUUGCAAACAAUGACAAUUUCAUCGGUGGAACGAACACCAUAGAUCUAAUAAACAGUCUAGCAGCAAACAGGAUGUCAAUGCCAGACAGUCCAAUGACAAAUAGCUUGACGGCUGAAAACAUUCUGGCAGCAGUAGCGGCAUCGCAACCUAGUCCCACCAUAGAUGUGGUAAAUAAACCAAUAGUCUUAGAAAUACAACCUCAGAUCCUCCCUACCAAACCGCCAUUGAACAAUGAUAUUACCGACGUCUUGGUGCAACUGCUGCGUGAAAAUCUCUUGAACCAAAAGACGCCGUCACCAACGACUCCUGCUCCGCCCCCACCAACCACGCCUGCUGCACUUAUACAAACAACAUCUAAACCUUUUAAGCAAGUUGCUAUACAGACGCCUAAUCAAGUAUUGGUAUCAACCGGAGGGCAGCCAAAAGAUUUCCCACCGCUGCCACCACCUCCACGUAGACAGACGUCUAUUAUUGCUACUAAUGAAACAGUUGUAGCCAAUAUCAGACCACAACUAGGGCUAACAAAAGCAGAUGUUCUUUGGAAAUGGGAAGCAUAG